UUUCUCCGUUUUUUUUUUGUCCAUUUCGUAACGGAAGUUUCUCCUAACUUUCUUUCUUCUAUGUCAAAUAAAUCUCAUACUAUACUACUUAUAGUAGCAUACUAGCACAGUAAAAACCGUUUUUAAACGAUAACGGUAACAACAACAACAAGAAUAGUAUUGUCUGUUAUUAUGGGUAUACUACAUGAUGAUGUUGUGAUUAUGAGAGAACCAGAGAAAGAAGGUGAAACUACCAUCAUAACGGUUAACUGCCCCGACAAAACUGGUCUUGGUUCUGAUUUAUGUCGCAUCAUUCUCCUCUUUCAUCUCACCAUUCUCCGAGCAGAUGUUUCAACUGAUGGAAAAUGGUGUUAUAUAGUAUUUUGGGUGGUGGGAAAAGAAAAAACAAGGUGGAGUUUGUUGAAGAAAAGACUAAUUGCUGCUUGUCCUACUUGUUCUUCUGCUUCUGGAUUUUCUUAUUUCUGCUCUGAUUUGCAGAAUCAAAAGCCUCCUGAUGUUUUUCUUUUGAAGUUUUGUUGCAAAGAUCGGAAAGGUCUUUUACAUGAUGUCACAGAGGUUCUUUGUGAGUUAGAGCUCACCAUAAAGAAAGUAAAGGUCUCUACCACGCCUGAUGGUAAAGUGUUGGAUUUGUUUUUCAUCACGGAUACAAGGGAACUUCUACAUACAGAGAAGAGAAAGGAUGACACGAUUGAGAAGUUAACAACUGUUUUGGAGGAUUUCUUCACUACAAUUGACAUUGAAUUAGUUGGCCCAGAAACUACUGCUUUUUCUCAACCAUCUUCAUCCCUUCCAAAUGCGAUCACGGAUGUGUUUGAUUUGCAAAGUGGGACUUCUACGUCAGAUUCGGUUUCUAUUGUGAUGGACAAUACAUUGAGUCCUGCUCACACUCUUGUCCAAAUUAUGUGCCAAGAUCACAAAGGUCUUCUUUAUGACAUCAUGAGAACUCUGAAAGACUUCAACAUUCAGAUAUCUUAUGGGAGAUUCUCAAAGAAACCUAGAGGAAAAUGUGAGAUUGACUUGUUCAUCAUGCAAGUUGAUGGGAAAAAGAUAGUUGAUCCGAGCAAGAAGGAGUCUUUGUCGUCACGCCUUAAGACGGAACUACUGCGCCCGCUCAGAGUAGCUGUUGUGAGCAGGGGACCUGAUACACAGUUGCUGGUUGCAAACCCUGUGGAAUUGUCUGGCAAAGGAAGGCCCCUAGUAUUUUAUGAUAUCACUCUUGCUCUCAAAAUGCUUGGACUUUGCAUCUUUUCGGCUGAAGUUGGUAGACAUGUGAUUGGAGACCGCGAGUGUGAAGUGUAUAGAGUCUUGCUUGAUGAAGGGGAGGGCUUAUCUUUUCCAAGGAACAAGAUUGAGAAAGGAGUCUGGAAAAAGUUGAUGGGUUGGGAGUGAUUCAUAUAUGGUUGGUGGCAUUGUUCCUUUUGUAUGUACAUGUGUCCUUGUAUAUAUAACACAGUUACUAUAUAGUUCCUAGAUUUAAACUAGAUGGAUGUAUAUAUAUUGUGUAAAUAGUAAUCUUUGCCACUUACAUAUUUUUUUAGAGGUUUUGUAAAUAUAAUUUGAUGUAGCAGCUAGCAAGUUUAUAAAGCAAAAGUGAAUGAAGAUGAAAUAUUGUAAAUUGGUUA
Messenger RNA from Medicago truncatula (barrel medic), 1622 nucleotides. RefSeq names its product ACT domain-containing protein ACR10. The record is from RefSeq and is a predicted model, not a curated record. NCBI's taxonomy places the organism in Eukaryota, Viridiplantae, Streptophyta, Magnoliopsida, Fabales, Fabaceae. The coding region runs from base 172 to 1389 and encodes 405 amino acids. The transcript is spliced from 6 exons.